Mus musculus (house mouse) is the source of this 6444-nucleotide messenger RNA. It is a transcript of the gene Fbxo48, whose product is annotated as F-box protein 48. The transcript is spliced from 3 exons. The record is from RefSeq and is a predicted model, not a curated record. NCBI's taxonomy places the organism in Eukaryota, Metazoa, Chordata, Mammalia, Rodentia, Muridae. The coding region runs from base 1778 to 2263 and encodes 161 amino acids.
GACGCUGGACCUUGCAGUGACUUGGGCCUCCUUUCUUUCCUUCCCUUACGGUGAUGAAACGCAGGGUAAACUACCAAUCCCAGAAGGCACCGCGCAUGCAAAUGGGUGGAGCGAGGCUUGAGAGGGCGGGACAUGAAGGCCUUCCGGAAAAGAUUCAAAUCCGGAGGACUGAAAUCGCGGGAGGAGCCGGCACCGCGCCUUUAGGUAGGAGAGGCAGCUCUGCCCUUCCCUGCACAGGGACCAGCGUGCUCAGCUGUGGUCGGUCGCUUCUCCUGCCUGUCCUCACAGCACAGGGAUGUGGUUGCGCUCGCCAGGACUGGUGUGGGCUCCCUGAGAACUAGUCUUGCCCGACGAUGCUCUUUCUCGGUUUGCUCACUCCUAGUGACAUUUGACAGGACGGUGGAUGGAGGGGCUGGAGGUGGCCCAGAGUGACCGCUCUUCUCAAAGACCCAGGUUUAGUUCCCAGUGUCCACAGAGGGGUCUUGCCACUGACUGUUACUCCAUUUCGGGGAUCCCACCCCCCUUUUGGCUCCUGCGGGCAGCGCACGCACUGUGUGCUGAGACUUGUUUGCAAGCAAACCGGCAAUACACAUACAUAGAAGCAGAUCUUUGAAAAGGAGGUGGGAGGACCGCAAGCUAACGCAAUAUUUCCGCAAGGAAGCCCCUGUUCAGUUCAGACAUUACAGUUCUAACCACAACCAGUUUGGAUCAUAAACAGCCUAACCAAAGGUAGUCACCAUGAUGUUACUAACUACAAAGACUCGAGUAGUGCAUCUGAAAAGGGAAUUGUUAGUCACUGAAUGAAGAGAUAUUUAGCUAUACAUCAAAUGCCUAUUGUAUCCUGAUUCUCCACCACAAAAGGAACUGUAAGUAUUAUAAAGUAGGUAAACACAAAUUGUGCUUAUAUUGCAACAUGGCCCAGGAUGAUGUGUGCAGCCUUGAAGCUUCCAGAAGCUUCCACUGUGGUCCUUGAGAACAUUAGCUGGAAUAAGGCUUUACAUCUAUAGCUAUAUACUAUUCCUAGCUGAAUUAUGAACUACUUAGAUUGUACUUGUCACUCAGUAAUAGAUUUGGGGACAGUGAUCCUUAGCUCAUAAUUAGGCACAUAAGAUAGAUUGAUUUCUAAGACACCACUCUUGAAGUGUAAUUGAAUAUAUGAGACUCCAUAAUUAUGGUCAGGACUUCAUCCUGGACUAUUUUGGGUAAACUGAUGUCAAGAGUAUGCACUUGUCCACUACAUCCAAACGGUUAAGUAGUUCUUAUACAGAUUACUAAAGGACCAGCAGGUUUGUGACUCUGUUAGCUCGAAGGUGAGGAAACCAAUGGUAAAGCAUCAGUUCACAUAGAGACUUUUAAUAAACACUAAAGUAGUCAUUAUUACUAAACUCAGCAAAUGUUUGAUGUGGAGAAUCAUUCCCCCCCCCUUUUUUUAAAGAUAAUGUUCUUCUAGAACAGCAAGAAACAAAACAUGUAGAAACCAUGAUACUUGCCAAGAACUAGUGUUCAAAGUGAAGGGAAUGUGUUCAUGGUCUCCCAUAUACAGGUCAGAUGUUGGCCACUUGUUUUUACGCACGCCACCUGGCAGUCUUCAAGAAACACACACGAGACACGGCAUGGAUUCGUCCUUGCAGAUUAAGAGGCUGAAGUCAAGAAAUGUAAAGUUCUUUAAAUCAUUCAUAAACUAUCUGACUCCGAGGAGGAUGCACAUUUUGGUCUGAAGAGGCUGAGUAUAUUUAACUCUGCCCUGUAGGUUGCAUAUGAAGACAAUUGGUAAACAAUGAAGAAAACCUCCAAGAAGAACAAUAAUUUCAAAAUUCCUGGUACAGAAUUGAAUUCCGCGGAUGCUGAAAGGGGAAAAGAAGAGAGUCAACGUAACUUUGUUGAACUACUGCCCUUGGAAGUCACUUAUAAAAUUUUCAGCCAGCUAGACAUUCAGAGUUUAUGCAGAGCUUCCAGGACAUGCACAGGUUGGAAUUGUGCAAUAAGAAACAAUGACUCCUUAUGGAAACCCCACUGCUUGACCAUAAGAGCUGUGUGCCAAAGAGAAAUAGACGAUGAUAUAAAAAGUGGUUAUACCUGGAGGGUAAUACUCCUAAGAAAUUACCAGAAGAGCAAAGUGAAAUAUGAGUGGCUAAGUGGCAGAUACAGCAACAUCCGUUCUCCUGUUAACUUGCCAGAAAAGGCUAUGUGCCCCAUGGAUGCAGAUACGUGGGGGGAAAUUCUAGAUGCAGAACUGGAAAGAGAAGUUGAAAAAUUGCAAUAGUUUUAUGCCACGUGAUCAAAAUCACUCGGACUCCAAGAUACUUUGAAAUCUGAUAAUGUCUUUCUUAGCCUUUUAAGUAUUUAACAUUUAAAAGAAAACAAAGUUGAAAAUGAAGCUUUGUUUGUAUUUUGCACUCAAGUUAAAAAAUUUUUCUGGUCUUAUACUAUGGGGAAAUCAUGAAAUGUUAUUUUUAUAAGAAAUAAUAGACUGGUAGAAUGAUUUUGAAAUGUAUUGCUCCAUGUAUUUAUGUUAGAAUAUUGAAUUACUUGAAGUGAUAGAAUUUAUUGUUGUUUUCUAUUUAAACCUUCAAGAAUUUAGGGGAUUUUUGAAGAAACUUAUUUAAACAUUCAUUAUAAAUAAGUAUAAAUAUGCUCUCAUGGGGGAAUAUCAAAGUAAGUAGUUGUAAUAUAUUUAAAUUGAUAAUAAAUUUACAUGUUAAUAACUUUACAGUUUCCACUGCAGUGGAAAAGAUGGAACUGUCAAAUAAUGGCACUAUUUUAAAAUGUGUUAAACUUAUAGUUUAUUUAAACUUGAUCUAAUCUUGGGGUAGAAGCUCUCAGAUUAAGAUUUUCAUUUUUUUUUCCUACAUACCUGAGAUUAGUCUCAAAGACUGGGAAUGUGUGGAACGUUUCAGGACAUUUAAUGACUGUUAGAACCACCAAAGGCUUUCUUUACCUUGGUCAGACUAUCUUUCCAACACUUGCUAGCACCAUCUAGUGUAUUCUUUUUUUUUUCUUCCAUUUUUUAUUAGGUAUUUAGCUCAUUUACAUUUCCAAUGCUAUACCAAAAGUCCCCCAUACCCACCCACCCCCACUCCCCUACCCACCCACUCCCCCUUUUUGGCCCUGGCGUUCCCCUGUACUGGGGCAUAUAAAGUUUGCAAGUCCAAUGGGCCUCUCUUUCCAGUGAUGGCCGACUAGUGUAUUCUUAUAUGCUUCUUACUAACAAGGAAAAAUUAUUCUCAGAGCCCUGCCUGACUUUGUUAAAGUGUAUCUUUGCAGGGAGGGACUUUUUUCCCAACUUUGUUUCCCUUUUGUAAAGGAGUAUUAUGUAGCACAUUCCAUCUACCAGGUCAUUUCACCUGAAUCUCUAAGUCAUAGUCAGAAAGCAUCUACAACUCUGGUCAUUUGUAUGGGGUUUCCAUAGCUGUAUUCCUUCCCUUUUACUGCUGCGAUUAAACACCAUGACCAAAACCAGCUAUGGAAAAAGGAGUUCAUUUGUCUUAGAGUUCCAGAGCAGUACAAGUCCAUUACUGCAAGGAAAGCACGGCAGCAGUUGCUAAAUGCUAGGAAGCCAGGAUUAAAUAACUAGGCAUGGAGGUUAGAGCAACAGGUCAAGAUUCACGUCCUCAACCAAAAGCAUGAGUAGAGAGAGCAAACUGGACGCAGGUGAGCUCUGGAGCUCUCAAAAGCCUGGUGCCAGUAACACUUCUACAAGCAAGGCCACAUCCACUAAACCUCCACAAACAUCCCUACCAACCAGGGACCAACACUUAUUCAAGUACAGGAGCCUAUGUAAAGCAUUUCUUAUCAAACUAUCACAGUUUUUUUUUUAAGUCUAGGAAACCAAUAUUUAAUAACUAGACAGCUGUCAGAAUAAUGCCCCUUCAAAUACACAUUCUUUCUGUUGUGUCACAUGGACGAUAAUUAUCUACUUGUGUUUUAAUGGAAAUUAAAAAUAAGUUAAUUGGAAAUGACCUUGAAAACCAGGCAGUGCAAUUUCUAGGGCUAUGCCUGUGCUCAAAACCAUCUAUUCUAUAGUAGUUUCUCCAUUACUAUCAUAAGGCAGUUCUCUCCCAGCAUUGAGGCAGGCAUUAGAAAGUCUCCCAAUAGAAUGCUAUCCAUAACUAGUCCUGUUUCUACCUGCUAGGAUGACACUGAUUUAGUCCUUCUCUAGGUUUGCUAUUCAAAUGCUUGAAGACAGCUGGCCUGUCACUUCCCAUUGUCUUCUCCCCAGUUACUUCUGAUAGUCACGUGCCACAGUGUCUAAGCCAAACAGCAUUGUCUACUGCUUCUGCCCUCUUCACGAAAGUACCAUUGGAAAGGAAGAUCUCCUGCAGAUUUAAUUUGAGAAGAGAUCAUUGAAAAGCACUUUAAAAUCUUGAAAAUGUGAAAGAAAGUGAAGUGUCCUACUGUACAACAGUAGCAUACGUAUGUAAGUGUUAUUAGCUAUUUCUUGUAAUGAACGUUCUGUCAAUCACCUUUUCCUGCUGAUAAAGAAUGCACUAAUGGGGGGGGGGUGCCUUUCUCACUUAUGGCAUCCCCCUGUCAGCCACUAGAUUGAAUCUAAGAGUGGAACAUGACGGAAACCACCUGUUUCUUAAACUGGAAGACAAAUGAUGAAAUUGUUUCCUGCCACAAAGAGAAGUGAGUCCUCAGAAUACACAUCCAACAGAAAAACAGAGGAAGUGGAAGAGAGGAUUGUGUGUACGACUCUGAUUCUAGUCUGUCUACUUGUAGUUUGUAGUACAAAUUGCACUGGAACCCUACCCUACCCAUAGGUAGAGCUAGGUAGGUGUUCUUACUGUUUUUCAAGUGUAAGACACUCGCUGUUUACAUUAAUAACUUAGGUUUACACUAGGAGCACUACCUAUAGGGCUCCAUUUCCUGGUUGUCAGAUAUGUGAUGCUUGUAGUUCACAUUAGUGUUUUAGUUUUAGAAUCUUGCUUUGUCCUUCUUCAGUCCUGCCAAUUUUGUGUCCUAAAUGCAGUUCCUGCCUCAGAUCUGCUCACCAUUCAUUUCUUUCUCAGUCUCCUAUAACUCGUUCUUCCCACCAAAUGGAGAUGCUGCUAAUACACAAGAAACUGACUUCAAUGUCUCUGAUACAUCUUUGUGGUUGAUUUGGUAGAAAUUCCCUUCUCGUGAUUCUGCGUAGGUGGGCGUGUCAUACAUUUCUUUUUACACUCUAACCAAUCUUCUAAAUUCUCUUGGGAGACUAAAACUACUGUCCUAAAACCACUCAUUCCGUGUUAGUGUCCAUAAAGACUCAGACUUGUCUUCUUGUAUUCUGAACAUCUCCCCCAAAGCACCACGCCCACUGCUGGUGUUUCUGUUGUCUGUAUCCAUGACUUGCCAUCAGAUUUGUCCAUUCCAGAAACACCUGUCCCAGUCUGUGGGAAUCCUUCCUGAGUCAGCAAUACCAGAACCAGAGACUAUUACUUUCAGCCCCUUCCUCAGAAAGUGGCCAGGGUUCAGGAUACUUAACACUGGUUCUUCUUUUCUUGGUCCGAGUCUACCCCGUCAAGAAUCAGUUCUUACCUGUUUAAUUAUGGAGCCACCUGAGCAGCCCGUCUUUUCUCCAGGUUUUUCUCUGCUUUAUUACUUCUUACCCUCACUUGAAGUUGAUACGGCUAUGGUAACCUUCUAACUGGUAUGCCUUGCAGAUGGAUCAGUCUGUCUAAAAAUCCUCAAAUUAGCAUGUCACUUCUAAUUUAGACCAUUCCCUACGUUCAUAUAGAGCCCAGAUGUCUCUGAAAAGCCAUUAAGACUUUUUAAUGACUCACCCCGGCUUACCCCAAGAGCCUUUCCUCUCACAACUUUCCUGUUCAGUUUAGUCACACCAAAUCAUUUGCAGUUGCCUAGCCAUGUUUGCUCCCUUACCUUUGCCCCUUUGUGCAGGUCAUGCGACAGGACACUUGCAGAGUUCUCUCCUUCCUCCCCCACCAAUUCUUGACUUGGCAAAAAUCUUUUCCUGCAAACCAUCUACAACUUUAUUAUUCUAUAUCAAGUUAUCCUUCUAAAGUUUUUAUACAUGGCUGUUGUAACAUUGUCAGAGGCUGUCACACUGUGUUGUUGGUUUCUCCACCUGCCCCUUUAGAAGAUUAAUUUUUUAGGAACUGUGUUUUAUUUUUUUCUGUCCCAUAAACCUGCUAUUUUUAAGGUUUAUUUUAAAAAAUGACUUGGUUAUUUAUUGUUUUAUUUAUUAUUAGUAACCAAAUGUAGAAUGUAUAAGAAAAUGCAUUAUUGUGAAUAAUAAAAUAUGUACCAUUAUAGUAGCAAAUUUUACUAUUUGUUAAUAAAUAAGACUAUAUUCAAAUGCAUACUAAUUUCUGGAAUGUGUGACAUACUCAUUGUUAAAAUGUACUUGAUUGUUCUAAUCUUCUUCAAAGGUGUAAGUGGAAUUUUCUAAGUGUUUUACUGUAAUUUAAUAAGCACUUGAAAAUAAACUCAGUUUUAAAAAUA